AUGGGACGAACCUUGACCUACCCCAAGAAGGUUUCCAACACUGCCAACCGGUACAAGCAUCGAGCUACAUAUGAUCUCGGUCCAAUCCAUUCAAUCAUCAAUGACUCCCAAGUUCUGCAUGUAUCCUUCAACCCAGGGCCGGAUGACCCAUUCCCCGCAAUCCUACCAAUGAUAGGACAAAUGGGCUCAUUUGACUUUCCCUCCGCGAGCAUCGACGAGCCUCUAGAGUGCUAUCUCCACGGCUACGUCAGCUCACGUAUUAUGAACCUAGCCCGCAACUGCAGCGAUGGCGAUGGACUUCCCAUCUGCGUGGCAACAAGCAAAGUAGACGGGUUGAUCCUGUCGCUCACACCCAACUCGCACAGCUAUAACUACCGCUCUGCCAUCCUACACGGCUACGCGACCCUCGUCACAGACGAGGAAGAAAAACUCUGGGCGAUGAAAUUGAUCACGAACUCUGUCCUCACAGACCGCUGGGAUCACUCGCGUGUGCCGCCGGACCGUGCUGAGAUGCAGUCGACUGUCAUCCUGAAGGUAAAAAUUGUGGAUGGCAGCGGCAAGAUCCGUGAUGGCGGUGUUUCGGACGAGCGUAAGGACUCGGGCAACGAGCAUGUCACUAGCAGUGUCUGGACUGGUGUUGUGCCAGUCUGGGAAACGUUUGGAACACCGAUUCCAAGCGGUGAUAGUAAGGUUGCUAAAGUGCCUGAGUAUAUUACUUCGUAUAUCGCUAGCAAGAAUAACCAGAACAGGGCUCUGGCGGAGGGUGCAGUGAAGAUUCAGCUGCCGCCUGAGGAGCAGCACUGA
Molecule: messenger RNA, 804 nt
Organism: Penicillium vulpinum
Lineage: Eukaryota; Fungi; Ascomycota; Eurotiomycetes; Eurotiales; Aspergillaceae
Product: pyridoxamine 5'-phosphate oxidase family protein
Exons: 2
Coding region: 1-804 (267 amino acids)
Source: RefSeq, a predicted model, not a curated record